CUCACAACCACUGACCACAUAAAACCCUACGAAUUACGAUCAAAACAAACAUGUGAUACAUUAAUCCUAAAUCACCACACGGAAACUUGUUACAAGAACCGGCCUAUUUAAAUUUCAAGCUUGUGAUAAAGAAUAUGGAUUGUUCUUAAUUUUUUCAGAAGUCCUAUUAAAACCACAGUAAAAUGUUCCGAUCAAGAUUGUACAGUCUCCUCAAAACUUCUUUUAAAUUUAACAGUAGAAAAUUGUCGUAUAAACUACUCAAAAUAGCCCCCAUCACAUUUUCAGCCUUGACAACUGUAUCUUGUGAUGAUCAAAAACAGGAAAUCUCAGAUAUUAGUAAUACAGAUAGUUUAGAGCAUGAGUUUUUGAUAAGACAAGCUACUACAGUGAACGUAAAUGCAGCAACUCAACUUCUAACAGUUACUUUAGUUGCAAUUCAAGACACUAGCGAGAGAUUAAGAGAUGCAUUAUCCAAAGAAAUAUGUCUUGUAAGGCAAGCCUUAGAGUGGGGCGAGGAAGGAACACCAGCCCAACAUUGGGAUCAGCUUGUGGCCAUUCGUGGGGCAUUGUGUGAUCUUAAUCAUAAUCUUAGAACAUUAUUUAGUUAUAUGGACUAUGCUGAAAAAUUAGCAACUCUAGCUGCAGAAAUUUCCUAUUUAUCUGGAAACACUGCUGCCUCGGACGCAAUAUGUGAACGGAUUAAUCAUGCUAAUAGGUCUUGCAACAACCAGAAGAAACUGACCCAUGACCUGCAACAAGAAUGUUUGGAGUUACAACAGCUAGCAAUAAUAAAUGCUCCUCAUUUAGAAGAACAAUUAAAACCAAAUGAUAAAAAACGAAAAUAAAUAUUUAAUCUAGUAAA
Messenger RNA from Pieris napi, 862 nucleotides. RefSeq lists its product as uncharacterized. Gene Ontology annotation, cellular component: mitochondrion. Gene Ontology annotation, biological process: apoptotic process. The record is from RefSeq and is a predicted model, not a curated record. The transcript is spliced from 4 exons. Bases 183 to 845 code for a protein of 220 amino acids. NCBI's taxonomy places the organism in Eukaryota, Metazoa, Arthropoda, Insecta, Lepidoptera, Pieridae.